CAGACACAACCACCCCUGAUUCUACUGAAGUACCAACACUAUACUGUCGUCUUUCAAAUAAACACAGUCAGACUUUAUUCAAGAAAGUAUUUUGCACCCGCGUCACAAAAGUUGCUUUCGUGAUAAACAAGCUGAUAAGAAUGGCGUCCCUAAAUUUAUCAGCUAAUGGACCUUCUAUAUCAAAGAGCUAUCAAAAUGUGAUCAACUCGUCUUUUCCGAGUGCUGGUACCGGUUCCCCUACUUAUGGGCAAUGGGCAAUCUUCUCCGUUUCUACCCCUCUGGUAAAUGCAUUCCAGAAAGAUAGUGGCAACAAGGAGAGCAUCUUGAAGGUUCAUGACACCGGAGCCGGCGAAUUGGUGGAUCUUAUCGAUGAAUUUUCCGAAGGGAAAAUACAGUUCGCUUAUAUCAAGGUUGUAGACCCCAAUACUGGGCUCCCAAAGAAUGUUCUCAUCGCCUGGUGCGGGGAGGGCGUCCCGGAGCGGACAAAGGGAUAUUUUACCAGUCACCUGUCCGCUGUCUCGAAGUUCCUGCAUGGAUAUCACGUGCAAAUAACUGCACGCUCAGAGGGAGACCUAACGGCCGAGGGAAUCAUACAGAAAGUCGGCGAUGCAUCUGGCGCCAAGUACACUUCAGGCACAACUUCACAAUCUUCUCUGACACCUAAACCACCAGUAUCCACGAAGCCUGUUUUCACACCUAGUCGAACCGCUGGCAUUGAUACCAGCGCAGGAGCAACAAGUCCAGAGCGGCGGAUCCAGAAAGAUGGUGACAACGAUGGGUGGGGCCCCGAUGCACCACCAGUUACCAGGACAGAGCUAGAAAAAGUCCAGCCAGCCUAUAAACCUACGAAGGUGAAUAUUCAGAAACUUAGGUCGGAAUCAAACGUUACGGCAAACACUGGUGUCGACCAUACCCCCGAGGAUCGUGGUGAUAUUGUUAAGGGUGGCUACCAACCUGUUGGGAAGGUAGAUAUUGCAGCAAUAAGGAAACAGGCACAUGAAGCGGGCAAUAUUCGCGAUGAUCGGCCUGAGCCUGUGAGAGGCGCGUAUGAACCUGUCGGGAAAGUCGACAUCGCUGCAAUUCGUUCCAAAGCACAGAAUCUCAGUGGUUCUUCGGUGAGCAAUGAUCGUGGUACUACUUACUCCCAAGAGCAAAUCAAGCAUAUAACCUCUCCUGGCAACCCAGAGCGUCUGACGAGCUUACCGAAGCCGAAGAUAUCAAACAAGUUCGGUGGUAAUUCGGUGUUCGCGGGGACAAAGCCACCCCUGCCUAGUGUUCCGACUUCAAAGCUGAAUCCCGCUCCAGCCCAAAUUGGGAGUGCAAGCCGCACAUUUGCUGACGAGGGUGGGAAGACACCUGCGCAGCUUUGGGCAGAGCGGAAAGCAAGAGAACGAGGGCAGGAUACCAUUUCUAUAUUGUCACCUUCAUCUAACACCGAUACGAUUGCCCAAGGCCAAGAGAGCGAGAAAGGGGACUGGAAGAGUUCAUACAACGGCAAAACCUGGGCUCCGGUUCAGACGACACAUACUGGCAAGUCAUUCAGCAGUGACGUUUCUCAGACGAAUCGGGCAUCGGAUCCUGUCUCAAUUGGGUCGCCUCAAUCGGAUACCGGGAAUUCACAAAAUGACAGUGCUAUUAGGGAUCAAUCCUUCCAAGAGUUUUCUUCAGAUUCCCCCCUAGUACAAGAUACUGUUCUGGACAAUGGCCAUGCUGCACCAGAGGCUAGUCCCAAGGCUGGCCUUCUGGACUUGGGAUCUUCUCACGAGUCUCUGGCUCAUCAAUCACUUCCCACCCCGCCGCAACAGCCUCGGUCUCCAACCCCACCGACGCCUGCCCGCGAGACUUCGCCCAUACGUGUUGCUGUUCCGGUUGGGAAUGGGCUUACUGAUGUUCAUGAUGAACAACGCUCCCCACCACAGGUUAUUCCCCUUGAGAGCCUCCAACAGGUAGUACCAAAAGAAGAGGACGUUGAAGAUGUUAAACACGACAUUGGACGCGCAACCGCCGAAGCUACUAUUAGCAAUCAACUUCAGGAGAAGGAAAUCCAAGCUAUUGUGCAAUAUGACUAUGAGAAAGCGGAAGAUAACGAGAUAGAACUCAGGGAAGGCGAGUAUGUGACUAACAUCGAAAUGGUCGAUCAAGACUGGUGGCUGGGGUCCAAUGCUCAGGGGGAUAGAGGUCUCUUCCCAAGUAAUUAUGUCGAGGUCGUUGCAAAUGAUCACCAGACUCAGGACGUGUCGGACGACAAGGACAAUAAGGCCGAAAUCAAUUCCCCAGUGCCUGUUACGAGGGUCAUUGAAUCUCCGGCCCCGGCUCCGGCUCCGGCUCCAGUCAAUGAGUCGACUGCGACGGCGUUGUACGACUACGAAGCCGCAGAAGACAAUGAACUCAGCUUUCCGGAGGGGGCUGAGAUAACGAAUGUUGAAUUUCCCGACGACGAUUGGUGGCUUGGUGAAUACCUUGGAAAGAAGGGACUUUUCCCAGCAAACUAUGUACAACUCGCAAAUUGACCAAAAUGUGCAGCACGAUGGCCAAUAGUUUGUACAAAAAAA
Messenger RNA from Aspergillus ibericus CBS 121593, 2552 nucleotides. Its product is annotated as putative actin binding protein. The record is from RefSeq and is a predicted model, not a curated record. Gene Ontology annotation, biological process: regulation of actin filament polymerization. Bases 141 to 2510 code for a protein of 789 amino acids. The transcript has 5 exons. Gene Ontology annotation, molecular function: actin filament binding. Gene Ontology annotation, cellular component: site of polarized growth; plasma membrane; actin filament. Lineage: Eukaryota; Fungi; Ascomycota; Eurotiomycetes; Eurotiales; Aspergillaceae.